AUGAGACUUCUCAUCCUGACCUGCCUGGUGAUCUGCAGUCUCGCUGCAUACACUGUGGAAGGUGUGGGGAGUGAAGUUCUAGAAAAGAGCAUCUGUGUGAGUCUGACUACAAAGCGACUGCCAAUUAAAAACAUCAAGACCUACAUCAUCAAGGAGGGUUUCAUGAAAGCAGUGAUACUCAUUACCAGACGAGGAUUUAAAAUCUGUGCUGAUCCUAAAGCUGACUGGGUGAAAGAAGCCAUCCAAACGAUAGACAGGAAAAAUAUGAGCCAGACCAAGCCUACAGGAUCCCAGAAAUCCACCAGUACAGCUGUGACCCUGACUGGGUAG
Rangifer tarandus platyrhynchus (Svalbard reindeer) is the source of this 330-nucleotide messenger RNA. NCBI's taxonomy places the organism in Eukaryota, Metazoa, Chordata, Mammalia, Artiodactyla, Cervidae. The record is from the annotation of a GenBank genome assembly.